CUGCAGCUUGUAUCAAGUGCAAUGGCACGGAAGAUAAGGUUUUAUGUCACGAAUAUUAUUUUAUGAUGUCAGUGAAUGGUACAUUGGUACUGAGAGGCCUUUAUGUUAUCUUCUGAAUCUGAGUGUAAUAAAUAAACUGAUUGAAAUAGUUCCAGUAGUAGAAUAAGAACCCAGAAAGAAGAGAAACCUCGAUAUUGUGUUUAUUUGAUCAAACAUUUCCCAAACUACCCUCAUUGUAAAUCUUUAACGCGCUAUGCCUGCAUUAGGAGGAGAGACAAUAUCCGUGAAGUCAGAAAAUCAACACGUAGAAAAAAACAAUCAGAAGACCAUUACAAAUAGCAACCACUAUCAAGCUCGAUCACUAACAGUGGCGGGAACACAGUAUAAUGUGCCUCCUGGAGUGCUUAAAGUGGUUCCAGGCUCGGUGAUUCAACUGGCAUCAUCUUCACAUGAAGAUGGGCUCGAGGAGGUACAAACCAUCACCAUGCCAGCCUCAGAGAUUGAUGCUACGGGAACAGUUCUCCAGUAUACACUAGGGCCAGAUGGGCAGUUUUUUGUACAAGCACCUGUUUCAGGAGAAGGGUUUGAAACAUACCAGUUCAGCACUGAAACUAGUGGUCAAACUACUGAACUCCAGCAAAGUGUCAUCAUGGCAACACCUUCAAUUGUCCAACCUCAAGAACAUCUUGGAGGGAUGUCACAGAAAAGGGAAAAGAGACUCCUGAAAAACAGGGAGGCUGCUAAAGAGUGUAGAAGGAAGAAGAAAGAAUACAUUAAGUGCCUCGAGAACAGAAUUGCGGUGUUAGAAAACCAAAAUGAAGCCCUGAUUGAAGAGCUGAAGACCCUUAAACAGUUGUACUGCUAAACGAAUGAGUGAUCUGAAACCUUUACUGUGAAAACAAAACUACAACCCAUGAGCUAGUCUCUUCAAGGAUGUGAUAGUUUCAGACUUGAACUAACUCAGAAUAGCUGAGUUUAAAUUACGGAAAGUGUUUUUAAAGAUAAGUUGGACAAGCAGUAUUGUUGAUUCGUGAGCUACAUGGGAAAAAGAUCAACCAUGAAAAUAAGAAUUAUUUAGAGCACCUUAUGAAAUUGAAACUUUAAUUAGUGAUAUCCAUUACAAGUUUUAAGCUUUGUAUUUUAUAGUUUUUUUUUUAAUUAUUUUGUAUACAUAUAUAUGAAAUAUCAGUAACUAAUUUUCAGUAAUAAUUUAAUUUCUUUAAUACAAAAAAGCUUAUUUAUAGACAGUUAUCAUGUUUCUUUUAUCUUACAACAUGGAUUAUAUAUUCAACAUGUAUAACUGAUGAGUUAGGAGUGUGAGUUACUUGAUUGUUUUAUCUCUAUACAGUGAUCGAAGUGAGGGGUUAUACGUGAGGUACAGCACACCCCCCACUUCUUAAAAUCAAAGCUAUCCAUACCACCAUUUUUAUUUAUGUAAAGUGACACCCAGGAUUUUUUUAGCUCACCUGCUGAGGCGUGCUACACCUCUACUUAUUUUUCCCAAUUCAAACACUGGUUUUAUAUAUAUAAUCUUGUUUAUCAAGCAUCUCAGUUUUGCUGCGUGUGGGUGUGUAAUCAGUUUUAGGAUAUUGUGUAAUAAUCACUGUAUGUUUUUGUUUUUCAAUAUUUAUUCAUCAUGAUAAGGACUGGUCUUAACAAGUUGGGAACCAUGUGCUGCAGUUAGAUCAUCGCAACUUCUGUGGUCAUGAAGUCUCUUUAGUCCAUGCUUUUUGAUUCAAUAAUUGAUAGUUUUAGUUUUUUAUAAAGAUUUUCAGACAUGCAUAUAGCACCUGUGGUCACGUUAAAUAUGAACUUCCCUAUUUUAUAAUGUUAAAUGAAUUUUUUUGCUCCAUCAUGUAGAUCAAGGUGCAUGUCAGCUUGUCAUCAUGUAGAUCAAGUUGUA
Limulus polyphemus (Atlantic horseshoe crab) is the source of this 1903-nucleotide messenger RNA. RefSeq names its product cyclic AMP-dependent transcription factor ATF-1-like. Gene Ontology annotation, biological process: regulation of transcription by RNA polymerase II. Lineage: Eukaryota; Metazoa; Arthropoda; Merostomata; Xiphosura; Limulidae. The transcript has 5 exons. The record is from RefSeq and is a predicted model, not a curated record. Gene Ontology annotation, cellular component: nucleus; transcription regulator complex. Gene Ontology annotation, molecular function: RNA polymerase II cis-regulatory region sequence-specific DNA binding; DNA-binding transcription factor activity, RNA polymerase II-specific. Bases 254 to 865 code for a protein of 203 amino acids.